Folsomia candida is the source of this 1778-nucleotide messenger RNA. Its product is annotated as zinc finger protein OZF-like. Lineage: Eukaryota; Metazoa; Arthropoda; Collembola; Entomobryomorpha; Isotomidae. The transcript is spliced from 3 exons. The record is from RefSeq and is a predicted model, not a curated record. Gene Ontology annotation, cellular component: nucleus. Bases 387 to 1553 code for a protein of 388 amino acids.
CUGACUGUUGGCUGUUGGUGGGAUACGCAGCCAAGCCAUCUCUCCGUCCGAGGGAGACAGAGACUUACAACCUCCCCAGCAAACAAGAGCUCCCUUUCUGCUCCAGAAAUUUUACCAAUUUUUAAAAUUUCCACCUAGUUCACAUUGCGAAAAAAAUUCCAGAACGUCGUACGCGUAAAGAAAUCCGAACGUUGGUUGACAAUCUUGCAAGAAGGUUGAAAGGCAAGAUUCGAGGAGGAGAUUUUGCUACUCAAGAACCGACUGCAUCCCGAACACACAUCCCGAACGUCUUACCCCCAAAUUUUAACAACGACCCGUUGAGAAGCGGAUCGACGCAUUUUAACGGGGCAACUUCCGAGCAGAACGAGACGUUGUCGUUGGACGGAAUGGAGGUUAACCAGAAAGCGGUCAAACGACAGAAGGCGCUCGUCCCCACGAAUGAGAAAGUCGACAAAGGGGAAAGUUCUCAAGAGAAUGGGCGAUUUCCUCCUCACUCCGUCCAAGCACCACGUGACGAUAACCACGUGCACUCGCCGUCAUCCUACAGCAGGUCAUCGAAAGUGGAGAAAUUACCGCAAGUUGGCACUAAGAAAGUCAUGUUAUCCAAAGUCAAGAAAGUUUUUCCAUGCAAAACAUGCCUCCGUUCCUUCACUAACGCAACAAGUGCUCGCCUCCACGCCCGCACCCACCUCAACCCUCACGAGCUGGACCGGUCCUCAUUUUUCCACUCGAGGUGCCCCCACUGCGAGAAAGUGUUCUUCAAACGUCACCACUUUACCGAUCACGUGAACGCACACGAAGGCCGGAAGAACCACGCCUGCCACCUUUGCAACCAGAAAUUUACCCAGAAAGCAACUUUGGCCGCGCAUCUCUUGGUCCACCUGAGUCGCGAGGAGCGCGCGGAGGUGCGGCAGGGCUGGCGGCACGGCUGCUACUUCUGCACCAAACGGUUCAAAAUUCCAUCCCAUCUCAGUUGUCAUUUGGUGACCCACACCAAGGAAAAAGUUGGCGGAAAGUGUAACGUGUGUGGGAAAACUUUCUCCUCCAAAUAUUCCCUCACCAGACAUCGGUUUGCCCAUCGCAGCGAGGACGAGAAAAUUGUAUUCGUGAAGCAGGCGAACCCUGGUCGAGAGUGCUUAUUCUGCCAGAAGAAAUUCCCCGAUAACGCCACUUAUCACCUACACCUUGUCUCCCACACGAAGGAGAAACCCUUUCCCUGCGACCAAUGUGGGAAGCUGUUCGGUCGUAAUGGUGCCUUAAAAUUGCACAAGCGCACUCACAGCGCGGAUCCGCGACCAUUCCAGUGCUCCGACUGCGACCAAGCGUUCACUACGAAACAAAAUCUGGGCACCCACAAGAAGACGGUUCACCGGAAGGUGAAGGACUUCGAGUGCCCCGAGUGCGGCAAGAAGUUCGGCACAAAAGGUAACAUGGUGACACAUUUGAACACUGUUCACGGAAAAAUACGACACCCCUGCCCCCACUGCGGGCACACGUUCGGGCAAAAAGGCAACCAUGGGACGCACUUGAAGAAGGUUCAUCCCCACGGAUAAAGUCCUUCGUUUGUCGACUGACCCCUUGUCAAAUUUCAUGUAAUAUUUCCACACGUUAGAUUUUUAUAUGUUCCCGAUGUCACCAUUUGUGACGAGAUAAUUAUUCUCGUAUGACUGAUAAAAAUGGAAUAAUUGAAUUAGUAAGAUGUAAACACGACCUAAUUUUUGUUAUCGUUUUGACCACGACGAUUUUUAUGGAGUAAAGACAUCUUGUUUUAUGUAAAA